Messenger RNA from Apis florea (little honeybee), 912 nucleotides. It is a transcript of the gene para, whose product is annotated as sodium voltage-gated channel paralytic. Gene Ontology annotation, cellular component: plasma membrane; voltage-gated sodium channel complex. Lineage: Eukaryota; Metazoa; Arthropoda; Insecta; Hymenoptera; Apidae. The record is from RefSeq and is a predicted model, not a curated record. Gene Ontology annotation, biological process: neuronal action potential; membrane depolarization during action potential; sodium ion transmembrane transport. Gene Ontology annotation, molecular function: voltage-gated sodium channel activity; calcium ion binding.
GUGCUGUUAGUGGAAGAGUACAUUUUCAUUGAUCCAUUCGUGGUACGGAAGCAAGGAACGUACGAAUUUACGAAUUCUAAUCGUGAUAUUAACUUCGUAUUCACUGUAUUUCAAAUCAAAGUUACGAUUAAACAAAUUUCCCUUCUGAAUAAUUCUUACCAUGGAUCGUUUGAAAACGUUAUGGUGGAGAAGUGAGAGGGAAGCUGAGAAAUGGGCUCAAUCAAAGGUUCAUACAGAAGAAGCGUAUACCGCAAUUGUCAUUGGAUAAAUAUCGAUCGACUCGAAAAUCAGACUAUGUUAUAUCGAAUAACGGAUUGAUCGCACCCGUCGCUUCAUUCACACGUCGGACAUGAAAAAUCUUGGUUCGCGUUGGACGGUCCCCGACAUAGCACGCACUGCCGCAGCGCGUUCGUCAUUUCUCGUCGCCAUUUCGUCGGAACGAGAUUCAGGUAGCAGCAGCAGCAGCAGCAGCAACAGCAACAGCAUCAUCAUCAACGAUAGCAGCAGCAGCAUCAGAAGCAGAAGUAUUAGCGUGAAAGUGAAAAGGAGCAACGUUAGAAGUAGCGGUAGUGGAAUCAACAGGGAAAGUAUCAACGGUAGAGGCAGAGUCACGGCGAUCGAAAAGUAUAAGAGGGGAACGAGGGGAAACGGUAGAUCGGCAGUCGACGUGCUGCACGAGUCGAAUUUAUCCGUCCGAUCGUACGUAACGGCGUCGUCAAAUCGGUUCGACGGCACGACGCGUCCCGAAUCGACGACCAGGUACCGGCCACUAGCCGGCAAGUCGCGCGGUUCUCAGCACCGGUCUCGUCCUCGUCAGCCGCAGCCGCAGCCACCGCAGCAGCCACUCUAUUACCCCCCCGCAUCGUGGGACACGCGCACAUUACACUUCAGGAACUGUUAGCACCGAUCAAA